This is a messenger RNA of Bactrocera neohumeralis, 1176 nucleotides long. Its product is annotated as sugar transporter SWEET1. The coding region runs from base 8 to 769 and encodes 253 amino acids. The transcript has 3 exons. NCBI's taxonomy places the organism in Eukaryota, Metazoa, Arthropoda, Insecta, Diptera, Tephritidae. Gene Ontology annotation, molecular function: sugar transmembrane transporter activity. The record is from RefSeq and is a predicted model, not a curated record. Gene Ontology annotation, biological process: carbohydrate transport. Gene Ontology annotation, cellular component: membrane.
AAGAAGUAUGGAAGCACUAAGCAAUAUAUUGGCUCCUUAUAGUCAUGCACUCGCAAAAGUUGCCGGAACAAUUACUACUUUACAAUUUCUGUCCGGUGUAAUUUUGCUAAAUGACAUACGCAAAAGGGGGCGUAGUGAUGGAUAUCCCCCAGAACCAUUUCUCGGUGGUGUCGUACUUUCGAUUUUGACUUUAAAGAUGGGCACAUUGAUGGGCGAUUCUGCCACUAUUAAGGUUAAUCUUCUCGGCCUUGCCCUCAGCGCCGUUUUCUUGAGUGUAUUCUAUUGGUAUGCUUCGAGUGAACUUAGAGGGAAAAUAUUGUCGAAAAUUGGUAUUGCUGCAGCUUUUACAGUGGCCUGUUUAGCGUAUGCGACUAUUGAAAAUCCGAAAAAAAUCGAAUUCCGUUUUGGUAUGCUCAUCACUGGGAUAUUAGUAUUUUUAGUUGGAUCGCCACUAUUGCAUCUCAAUAAAAUUAUUGAAAAGAAGAGUACAGAGGGUAUGCCUUUCCCAAUUAUAUUCACUGGCACACUAGUAGCUGCGUCGUGGGCGUUGUACGGAAUUUCUAUUCAUAAUUUCAUGAUGGCUUAUCAAAAUUUAUUCUUAUUCGCGUUGAGCGCUAUACAGUUAUCGUUAUUCGUCAUUUACCCGAACUCUCCCUCAGUGUCGGAAUCUUCAGUAAAGCAUUCGCCAUCCACAUUGGAACACAAAACAUCCCAAGGCAAAACGUCAAGCCCGUCGAAAACUAGUGUUGGUAGCAAGAAGAGAAAUUGAUUAUGCGUCUAUGUAACGGAGGCUUUGCCUGCGCCUACACAUUGAUGUCGCUGAAGUAAAUAAGUGAAGGGGAUAUUGAAAAUUUCUUCUUUAAAUACAAGUAGAUAUAAAUAUCUAAAUUAGUUUAUAAUAAUAUGCUUGUGCUUUCAACAAUCUAAUUGCUAUGGCACAUUCUACUUAACAUGCAUUACGCAUUAUUCCAAAUUUGCACCAAAAGCAAACAAUUUAUUAAUCAAUUUAUACACUUCGAUUGCAAUUUUUGACAAUAAUACAAAUCUUCCAAAUACACUUAAAGUAAAUCGUUAAACUUAUUAACAACUUAUUAAGUAUUUUAAUGUAAAAUAACAAAUGUUUUUAUUAUGUAAAUUUGGUUUGUAAAUAAAAACAUAUUUUGCUUGAUUUUUUAA